Messenger RNA from Hippopotamus amphibius kiboko, 2005 nucleotides. It is a transcript of the gene RDH13, whose product is annotated as retinol dehydrogenase 13. The transcript is spliced from 7 exons. Gene Ontology annotation, molecular function: oxidoreductase activity. NCBI's taxonomy places the organism in Eukaryota, Metazoa, Chordata, Mammalia, Artiodactyla, Hippopotamidae. The coding region runs from base 484 to 1275 and encodes 263 amino acids. The record is from RefSeq and is a predicted model, not a curated record.
GCGCGCUCCUAGGACGGACCCAGGGCGCCGGUCUGCGGCCGGCUGCGGUUGGACCCCCGCUCCUGCCCGGCAUGAACCGCUACAUUCUGCCGCUGUCCGUGCUGGGCACGGCGGUGGGUGGCGCCGUGCUGCUCAAGCUCCUCCACACCAGGCCGUGCUGAGACCUUUACCUGUAACGUGGCAACAGUCCUUUGGAGUUAUGUGAUGACAUUUCCAUCUUUCUGUUGGGGGAACACAAGCUCAGAACUGUCAUCUCCCUGAGAUCACAGCAGUCAGGGUACCUGUGGUGGGAGAGCACAGAGAGACGGAACUGACCUGCCGUCUCUUACCUCCAGGGACUUUGUUGCCGGCGGGGCUUGUCCCAGCAAGACCACCAUUCCCGGGAAGACAGUCAUUGUGACGGGCGCCAACACGGGCAUCGGGAAGCAGACCGCCUUGGAACUGGCCAAAAGAGGAGGCAACAUCAUUCUGGCCUGUCGAGACAUGGAGAAGUGUGAGGUGGCGGCCAAGGAAAUUCGAGGGGAGACCCUUAAUCACCACGUCAAUGCCCGGCAGCUGGACUUGGCCUCCCUUAAGUCCAUUCGAGAGUUUGCGGCGAAGAUCAUUGACGAGGAGGAGCACGUGCACAUCCUGAUCAACAACGCAGCUGUGAUGCGGUGCCCUCACUGGACCACUGAGGAUGGCUUUGAGAUGCAGCUUGGCGUUAACUACCUGGGUCACUUUCUUUUGACAAACUUGCUGCUGGACAAGCUGAAAGCCUCCGCUCCUUCACGGAUCAUUAACCUCUCGUCCUUGGCCCAUGUUGCUGGGCACAUAGACUUCGAGGACUUGAACUGGGAGAAGAAGAAGUAUAACACUAAGGCAGCCUACUGCCAGAGCAAGCUGGCCACUGUGCUCUUCACCAAGGAGCUGAGCCGGCGGCUGCAAGGCACGGGCGUGACUGUCAAUGCCUUGCACCCUGGCGUGGCCAGGACAGAGCUGGGCAGACACACGGGCAUGCACAGCUCCACCUUCUCCAGCUUCACACUCGGGCCCAUCUUCUGGUUGCUGGUCAAGAGCCCCCAGCUGGCGGCCCAGCCCAGCACCUACCUGGCCGUAGCGGAGGAAUUGGAGGGCAUUUCUGGAAAGUACUUUGAUGGACUCAAAGAGAAGGCUCCAGCCCCGGAAGCUGAGGAUGAGGAGGUAGCCUGGAAACUCUGGGCUGAAAGUGCUCGCCUGGUGGGCUUGGAGAUGCCCCUUGGGUCCUCUGAGAGGGGACAGCCCCUCCACAAAUAACCUCUGGGGGCAGGUGUGAAAGCCAUCAGGGAGACAGAGUCACUGGGAUCAAGCAGCAACCAACCAAAGCUGGCUGCCAUGCUCGCAGCACCCUCUAGGUGGCAGUAUUGGCCAAGGAGUGGUGGCUGCCAUGCCAGCAGCACCCUCUAGGUGGCAGUACUGGCUCUUUUCUGGCCACAGUGGAUUGGACAACAGGUGAGCACCUGACCCAGGGGCUGGCAGGUACAGUGCAUCCUGCUGCCAGCAGGUGAGCUGGGCCAUCAGAUGCCUCCUUUGGGAAUCCAAGCCAGGAACUUUGGGGGGGGCGGCACCAGCUCCCUCUGGUGUGGGCCAUGUCAGGGACUGGAUGGCCAGUGGGCAAGCUGUCUCAUGCUUGAGUUCAUGGUCCACUGUGGUACCUUGCACGCCUCCAGUCUCUUCUCUGAGCCCUGGUUUCUGCAGCUGUAAACUCUGCAGAAUGACCUGACUACCUCAUCAGGUGGCGGCUGUGCAUUCCUUGCCGGUGGACCUUCCGUGUGCCAGACCCUGGUGAGGUGCUGGGGAUGCCCCCCCAGGAAUAGACUGGACUCAGAUCUGGCCUUUUACCUCCGAGUCGUGCCAGGGACAGCACAGGGGAGGAACCACUGAGGAACCAGGAUGCCUGGGAUCACGACCUUCCCUCCAGCUCCUGCAGGGAUUUCAGCCAUAGACGCUCAAACUUGAUCUUUAAUACUAAGAAUAAAAAAGUUAA